AUGGCUGUCGCUCCACGAGGGCUCACUAGUGAGCUCAAUGCACUCGCCAAUGCUACUGUCCAGGAGUUAUCGCCCUAUGCCCACGGACUUUCGGGCGUAGACCAGACUGCAAAUUACCUUUUCGCCGCCGUCCUCUGUGUGUCUCUCGGCGGAUUGUGCGUGCUAACUUUAUUGUUCCGAUGGGCCAACAUGGGUAACGCGCACAUCCGACAUCUUCUUACCAUGAGCAACCCGAAUAGGCAAGUCUAUUGGGCCCGAAAUCACACUUCAAUAUGGCCUAAAAUCAAGAAACACCUACUCUACGCCCCACUGGGUCGCAACCGCCACAACAAGGAGAUCCAGCUUUCAUCGGCAAUCAGCAUUGGAACCCUCCCGUCACGCUUCCACACUCUUCUACUGACAGUCUACUUGUUUUCUAACAUUGCCUACUGCCUGGUCCUGCACUGGGGCACUGAAGAUCGUGCAGCCGUCAUCGCUGAACUUCGCGGUCGCAGUGGUGAGCUCGCUGCGCUGAACAUCAUCCCAACCAUGCUUUUCGCCAUGCGCAACAACCCCUUAAUCCCUCUGCUCAGAGUUUCCUACGAUACAUUCAACCUGCUCCACAGAUGGUGUGCUAGAGUAUGCGCAAUCGAGAGCAUUGUUCACACCAUGUGUUAUCUCGUCAAUGUCAUCGAUUCCGUCGGCUACGAUGGACUCAAGGAAAAUCUGACCAUUCCAAGUUACGCAUGGGGCAUGGUCGGCACUUGCACCUUCAUUGCCAUCAUCCUCCAGGCUUUCUCACCUUUGCGUCACGCUUUCUACGAAACCUUUCUCAACUUGCACCGUGUUCUGGUCAUGCUAGGUCUGAUUGGCAUUCAUCUGCAUCUCGAAAAGCACCAUCUUCCUCAGACGCCUUACAUCAAGUUCGUCAUCAUACUAUGGGGACUAGAAUGGUUCACACGUUUCCUACGUGUUGCCUACUACAAUUUCAGCUUGAAGUCCGGCAUGUCUAGAGCCCAGGUCGAAGCGCUUCCUGGUGAGGCAUGUCGUGUCACCUUCGAGCUUCCCAGGUCCUGGAAUUACGUUCCUGGAUCGCAUGUCCAUGUAUACUUUCCAACGGUCGGCAUGUGGGCAUCGCAUCCUUUCUCGGUCGCUUGGGCAGAAACCAAACCGAGAAGCGCACCGCUUGAGAUUGAGAUGGAAAAGUUGCCAUCCUGGAAUAUGCCCAAGCAUCAAUCUGUCAUUUCGCAUUACAAGACGCAAAUUUCAGACAGUGAUGGACCUGAAGUCACGCAUGUGAGUCUGGUCAUCCGUGCCAGAUCGGGUAUGACGCGCAAAUUGUACGAGAAGGCAUGCGCGUCACCCAGUGGAAUAAUCACUCUUCCUGGUGCUAUGGAAGGGCCGUAUGGUGGACACGAAAAACUAGCAUCUUACGGCACAGCAGUAUUGUUCGCUGGAGGUGUUGGCAUUACACAUUGCGUCGGAUAUGUGCAUCGCCUAUUGACACAAUACUCUCAAGGGACGUGCUCGACACGUCGAAUCCUCCUCGUUUGGUCGGUGCCCACUACCGAAGCGCUCGAAUGGGCACGACCAUGGAUGGAUCAGAUUCUCAAGAUGGAGGGACGCAAGGAGGUGCUACGUGUGCAGCUCUUCGUCACCAAGCCUCGAAAUCAAAACGAAGUCAACAGUCGAACAGGCACAGUGCAGAUGUUCCCUGGGCGCUGCAACCCUUCGACGGUGCUGGAAAAAGAAGCAGCGGAACAAGUUGGAGCGAUGGGCGUUGUCGUCUGCGGGCCUGGGGCAUUUGCAGACAGCGUACGAGCGGCAGUGCGGAAAAAGGUCGAUGUCAGCAACAUUACGUUCCACGAAGAGGCCUUCACGUAUUGA
Aureobasidium subglaciale EXF-2481 is the source of this 1866-nucleotide messenger RNA. RefSeq lists its product as uncharacterized. NCBI's taxonomy places the organism in Eukaryota, Fungi, Ascomycota, Dothideomycetes, Dothideales, Saccotheciaceae. Gene Ontology annotation, molecular function: ferric-chelate reductase activity. The coding region runs from base 1 to 1866 and encodes 621 amino acids. The record is from RefSeq and is a predicted model, not a curated record. The transcript has a single exon. Gene Ontology annotation, cellular component: plasma membrane. Gene Ontology annotation, biological process: intracellular iron ion homeostasis; copper ion import; iron ion transport.